CACAGCGGCCACUUGCAUGUCAGUCUCAAUCAAACGCGUUACAAGAGAGGUCACAGCCUUACACCAUCUUUUCGUACAUUAACUACACCUCCAUGGCCAUUUUUGUUCCUUAAAUACCCCUUUCCCGAUCGAAAAUGAGGAUAACUUGACCGAUAUUGUUAGGAAAUUCGUGAGGGAGAAUUCAAAACAAGCAUGACACAAGGCCUGGACACCCCCGUCAUCGCCUCCUCUCCUCGACGCACAGGGACCCCACGAGGAGGAGGAGGAGGAGGCAGAGGACCCCAUGGCCAGGCGCGGCGCCCUUCCUCCACCCCCAACGCCUCCUCCAGCGAGAGGCGCCCUCCGAGAAGCCCCCCGAAGGAGAGGUGGCGUCUCCUGCUGGUGUCCUCGAGGGCCCGGCACGUAGACCCUGUGGCUCAAGCGCUGCUGCCGGGCGUCCUCAUGGUCACCUACAAGUAUGAGACUUCGACGCUCGACCACAUCCUGGCCCAGGUCACGACAGCGCUCGGUGGACGAAAGGUGGAGACGGUGGCGCUGGUCCUUCAUGGCUCGGAGGUGGAGCUGUACCUAUGUGGACCGGGGGAGAAGGUGUUAAGCACUCACUCGGCCUCGGAACAGGUGUCCGUGAGGGAAUUCUUCAGUACGCUAAUUAACACCCACGUCGACAAAACGCUCAUGAACGCCCGCCUGGAUUUCUUGGCCGCCCAUCCCGCCCACGACGAGCACGGGGAUAUUAUUGCCUUGCACCUGAACGAGCUUUUAGGGAUCCCCGUGACCCUCGCCACUGACCUCCAAGCGAGCGACAUCGAGGUGGAGCCUUUCGUGCCCGAGGAUGGGUCGGGUCAGGCGUCGACGACCUUGGGGGCGCUCUACUUUGACCUCCGGAGGCUCAAGGAGGCGCUCAAGACGGCGGGGGGCGGGGUCAAGAAGAGGAAGAAGGAUCUCGAUAAUGAUUACGAGAAGAUUCGCACGGUGGGGAAAGGUGCGUUCGGAUCCGCUGUGCUCUACCGGAGAAAGGAAGACGAUGCCAUGGUCAUUAUCAAGGAAAAAACUGCUAAAGACUUGAAGACCGCCAACAUCUUCCUGACGAAGGCCGGGGUGGUGAAAGUGGGCGACUUCGGGAUCAGUAAGAUGCUCUCCACCAAGACUAACCACGCCCACACGGUCCUCGGGACGCCCUACUACAUCAGUCCGGAGAUGUGUGAAGGCAAACAGUAUGACGAGAAGAGUGAUAUCUGGGCCCUGGGUUGCAUCUUGUACGAAAUGGCGUGUUUGCAGAAGACGUUCGAGGGGUCCAACCUGCCAGCGCUCGUCAAUAAGAUCAUGAAGGGCCACUUCGCACCUAUCAAGGGGAACUAUUCUCCAGGGUUCAAACAGCUGGUGAGGGACUUGUUGCAGAGGGACCCCGAAUUUAGACCUACGGCUGCCGAGCUGGUGUCAGAGAGGCUGCCUGAACUCCUGGCACAGUUUUCCUACAGUCCGCUUGGUGUUGAUGAGAUUGACGAAGAAAUUAAGCAAUCAAUCGAGGUGGCCAGACAGUCGCAGGCGUCCAGGUCCUCCCGCCCCCCUCGCUCCGUCGUCUACCACAUGAAGGUCUACGAAUCCUCGAUCAGUCUGACCCCCGUGCCCCUCCCGCCCAGGUCAAGGGUCAAGGAGAUGGCGGUGUCGAAUACCCACAUCGUCUUGCUGACCUCCGAGUGUCUGGUCUACACGUGGGGCGAGGGACGCAAGGGGCAGCUGGGGCACGAGAGCCUGGAGGCGUGGCGGGGGAGGCCCACCGUCGUCGAGAUCCUGAAGGGGAAGUCGAUCACCCGCGUGUGCGCCGGCGACGGGUUCUCCGUCUUCGCUUCCGACAACGGCAUCGUCAUGACCUGCGGCGACGGGACCUCCGGCUGCCUUGGCCACGGCAACUGGAACAGCUCGGCCAAGCCAAAACUCGUAGAAAGGCUCUUAUCGGUGGACGUGGGCGCCAUCAGCUGCGGCAGUCGACACGUGGUGGUAGUGGGCGGCGAGGGGGACGUCUACGCGUGGGGCAAGGGCGAGGGAGGGCGGCUGGGCACGGGGCAGGAGGAGGAUGUCUGCCUCCCGACGGAGAUCGAAAUCCCGGAAGAACUGCUGGUGACGAACGUGAAGUGCGGCGGCGACGGCACCAUCUUCAUCACAGACCAGGGCGCGAUGCUUGCCUGCGGAGCUAACACCAGGAACAAGCUGGGGCUGAGCGAGGGAGGAGGUCUCUUCGGCAUAAAGUUGAAGAAGGAGGUGGAGAAGGCGGUGGUGGCGACGCGAGUUAGAUGCAUCGCAUGCCGGGUCGUGGACGUGGCCAUGGGGCCUUCGCACACGGCCGUGCUCACCGAGACGGGCCAGGUUUUGACCUUUGGGAGAAAUUGUGAAGGUCAGCUGGGACGAGGAAACACUCGGUCCGUCAUUCAACCUGUUCUGGUCAAGAGUCUGGCUUCGAAGAUUGUUACGAUGGUUAACUGCGGUUCCACCUUCACUGUUGUUGGCACCUUAGAAAACGCCAUUUACCUGUGGGGCACGAGAGCCGUCAGUCCGCUAUCGAGGCCAAACACGCAGGAAGGAUUUACGAACACUUGGGGACAGCGGAACGCACUUGGUUCGGCCGACACCAAGGAUUCGAAGGACCCCGAUUUUGACUUCGCAGGACACGGGCGGAGGCGCAGCAGCGGCAGCAGCAGCAACAGCAUCAGCUCGACCCAGGAGGCGCAGCGGCACCAGCGGGAGAUAAGGAUGAGCGACGUGCUCCUCAAUCCGCAGGAAGUUCUAGCCCUUUACGCCUCGCCUGCCCAGAUAGCCAAGGGAGAGAUCGUUAACCUGGCAAGCCUCCACUGCCAGAAUCAGAGCAUCUUCCUCGUUGUGGAUACCACUGUGCCGCUGCCCAGGGCUGGAGUCGGCUCUGGCAUGGACAUGGGUAAAGCCACUUACCAAGAAGGAGGGAGAGGAGGAGAAGGCAACAAUAAGGAAGAUAAAAGGGAGAUGGAGGAGGAAAAAAAUAUGAGCGACGACAUGCGCAUAGAACCUGAAAAGGAUGAUCUCGAGAUGGACACAAUGGGACCCGUCCCCGACUGGCUGAAAGCUGAACUCAACGAGGAGAGCGUGGAGUGGCCGGGAGGGAAGAACAGAGAACAGAAGAACAAAUCGCAGAACAGAAGUAAGAAGGGAACGCAGCCUUCGACGGAGCAAGGGCAGUCGCAGAAAGGCCAAGCUGCUAGAAAUAAAAUCAACAGAUUUAGCAAAAGCAGCAACAACAACAGGCAGGGUAGAGUGGCAUCUAAGAAGAGCGAACAGCCAUCGAUGGAGCCAGCAAGGUCACCCUUUGUACCUACCUCUGUGCAUGACGGGAAACCUCCGCCCAAGAGGAAAAACGCGAUGGUUCAACAGCGGAGGGGCAGGGGAGAGACGCCCCCUAUUAGUGACAAGGUAGAACAGGAGGCUAAGAAGCUUGCAAAGGAGAAGGAAGAAGCUCUGAACCAAGAGAUCGAGAAGCUCCGCUCAGAGCUCUUCCGCCAGCAGGAGAUGCAGCAGAAGAUCAUUGAUGAGAAGCUGCAGGAGAUGAGGGCGGGGGGGAAGGGAGACAAAGACUCGGCGGUGUGUUCUGUUAUGUAGGGGGGGAGGAGGGAGAGGAGAAA
Molecule: messenger RNA, 3647 nt
Organism: Penaeus monodon (black tiger shrimp)
Lineage: Eukaryota; Metazoa; Arthropoda; Malacostraca; Decapoda; Penaeidae
Product: serine/threonine-protein kinase Nek9-like
Exons: 24
Coding region: 193-3624 (1143 amino acids)
Biological process (GO): protein phosphorylation
Molecular function (GO): ATP binding; protein kinase activity
Source: RefSeq, a predicted model, not a curated record